AUGGAUGAUUCUUCAAGACCGCCCUUGGGAAUGAUUAAUAUCAUCUUUGCUGCUCCUGGAAAAACUGGUUUUUGUCCUUCUAGAGUAAUGUCUGUAGCUCGAUUUCCCGCCGAAAGUAAUAAUUCGGAGCCUAAAAGAACCAUAAUGGAAAUCCGACCCGUUCUGGGCUUUUCAGACGAGGACAAGAUCGAAACCAUCCAACCCCACGACGAUACUCUGGUGGUCACACUCAGGAUAGGGGGGUAUGAUGUGAAGAGAGUGUUAGUGGACCAGGGUAGUGCUGUCAAGAUCAUGUACCCCGACCUGUACAAGGGGCUGAGGUUAAAACCCGAGGACUGGACAACCUAUAAUUCCCCUUUGAUUAGUUUCGAGGGGAAGACUGUUAUUCCAAAAGGUCAGAUCAGACUACCCAUACAGACUGGUUCGGAAGUGGUGGAGGUAGACUUCAUCGUCGUGGAUGCAUAUUCCCCCUACACGGCUAUUGUGGCCAGACCCUGGCUCCAUGCUCUGGAAGCCGUCUCAUCCACCCUGCACCAGAAAGUGAAAUACCCUUUUGGGGGCCGCGUCGAAGAAAUUGUAAGGAAUCAACCUGUGGCUCGGCAAUGCCUUGUGGUCGCCAUCUCACAUUGA
Messenger RNA from Quercus robur (English oak), 630 nucleotides. RefSeq lists its product as uncharacterized. NCBI's taxonomy places the organism in Eukaryota, Viridiplantae, Streptophyta, Magnoliopsida, Fagales, Fagaceae. The record is from RefSeq and is a predicted model, not a curated record. The transcript has a single exon. Bases 1 to 630 code for a protein of 209 amino acids.